Molecule: messenger RNA, 1053 nt
Organism: Merops nubicus (carmine bee-eater)
Lineage: Eukaryota; Metazoa; Chordata; Aves; Coraciiformes; Meropidae
Gene: TTC38
Product: tetratricopeptide repeat domain 38
Exons: 11
Molecular function (GO): protein binding
Source: RefSeq, a predicted model, not a curated record
GCCUGGCAGGAUGCUGGACUGGCCCUGUCCACAACCAGCAAUGAAGCCUGUAAGCUGUUUGAUGCUGCUCUGAUGCAGUAUGCAACCUGGGCCAAUAAUGAGAGCCUUGGAGGGAUUGAGGGAUGUCUCUCCAAGUUGAAAGCAGCAGAUCCACAUUUUACCAUGGGACACGUCAUUGCCAAUGGGCUGGAGCUGAUUGGCACUGGGAGCUCAGUGAGGCUCAACAAAGAGCUGGACAGUGCAAUGAGAAUGAUGCUGACCCUUUCCAAGUCCCAGCCACUGACUGAGAGGGAGAAGCUCCACGUGGCAGCCUUGGACAUGUUUGCCCGUGGCCAGCUUCCAAAAGCUUGUGAUCUGUGGGAACAGAUUCUGCAGAGCCACCCAACUGACCUGCUAGCCCUCAAGUUUUCCCAGGACACUUACUUCUACCUGGGGUAUCACACACAGAUGAGGGAUUCUGUUGCCCGGGUUUAUCCUUUCUGGACCCCUGAUGUUCCACUGAGCAGCUAUGUGAAGGGCUAUUACUCUUUUGGACUCAUGGAAACAAACUUUUUUGACCGUGCUGAGGAGCUUGCCCGUGAGGCUUUGGCCAUAAACCCAACAGAUGCCUGGUCUGUUCACACUGUAGCUCAUGUAAAGGAAAUGAAAGCAGAGGUGAAUAAAGGGUUAGAAUUCAUGAAGGAAAUGGAAAGCAACUGGAAGAACAGUGAUAUGCUUGCUUGCCAUAAUUACUGGCACUGGGCUUUAUAUUUUAUUGAAAAGGGUGAAUAUGAGGCUGCUUUGACAAUUUAUGACAACCAUAUUGCUCCCCGCUGUCUGUCCAGUGGAAGCAUGCUGGAUGUGGUAGAUAACUGUUCCAUGCUCUACAGGCUUCAUCUGGAAGGUGUCAAGCUUGGAGACAGGUGGAAGAAUGUUCUGAAGCUUACAAAGAAGCACAGUAAAGAUCACAUCCUCCUGUUCAAUGAUGUGCACAUCCUGAUGUCCUCCCUGGGAGCCAAAGACCUCAAAACAACAGAGGAGCUUCUAACAACCCUGAGGGAACUUGCCAAGUAA